AGGCCUCCCUCCCUGACAUGGAGAGUAACCUGUCUGGCCUGGUGCCUGCUGCUGGGCUUGUGCCUGCGCUGCCACCUACAGUGACCCUGGGACUGACUGCGGCCUACACCACUUUGUAUGCUCUGCUCUUCUUCUCUGUCUAUGCCCAGCUCUGGCUGGUGCUUCUGUAUGGGCACAAGCGCCUCAGCUAUCAGACAGUGUUCCUGGCACUCUGUCUGCUCUGGGCUGCCUUGCGCACCACCCUGUUCUCCUUCUACUUCCGAGAUACUUCCCGGGCCAACCACCUGGGGCCCUUGCCCUUCUGGCUUCUCUACUGCUGUCCUGUCUGCCUGCAGUUCUUUACACUGACGCUCAUGAACCUCUACUUUGCCCAGGUGGUGUUCAAGGCCAAGGCAAAGCGUCGGCCACAGAUGAGCCGAGGCCUGCUGGCCGUCCGAGGGGCCUUUGUGGGGGCCUCGCUGCUUUUUCUGCUGGUGAAUGUGCUGUGUGCAGUGCUGUCCCGCCGGCACCGGGCACAGCCCUGGGCCCUACUGCUGGUGCGCGUCCUGGUGAGCGACUCCCUCUUCGUCAUCUGUGCUCUCUCUCUUGCUGCCUGCCUCUGCCUCGUCGCCAGGCGGGCUCCCUCCACUAGCAUCUACCUGGAGGCCAAGGGGACCAGUGUGUGUCAGGCAGCUGCCAUAGGUGGCGCCAUGGUUCUGCUCUAUGCCAGCCGGGCUUGCUACAACCUGGCAGCCCUGGCCUUGGCCCCCCGGAGCCAGCUGGAUGCCUUUGAUUAUGACUGGUACAACGUAUCUGAUCAGGCGGACCUGGUAAAUGACCUGGGGAACAAAGGCUACCUGGUAUUUGGCCUCAUUCUCUUUGUGUGGGAGCUGCUGCCCACCACUCUGCUAGUGGGCUUUUUCCGGGUGCACCGGCCUCUGCAGGAUCUGAGUACCAGCCACAUCCUCAAUGGGCAGGUCUUUGGCUCCCGUUCCUAUUUCUUUGACCGGGCUGGGCACUGUGAGGAUGAGGCCUGUUCCUGGGAACACAGCCGGGGAGAGAGCACCAGGUGCCAGGACCGGGUAGCCACCACCACAGCCUCUACUCUACCCCACAGACGUGACCCCCUCUCCACCGCCCUCCCCAGAACACCCAGUCCUGAGUUCCCCUUACCCCGGCCUUUGUGCCAAGUUUAUCUGUCGCUUCUUGACCAGGAUCCUGGGGGCCAUGGCGGUCCGCUCCUCUAGCCAGCCCUUUGCUGCUCCUGUCGUAGUGAGCUUGUGCCAUCUCCCUAAGAUGGGGGGCAUGGGCCUGGCUGCCAGCUGCCCACAGUGCCCUGGUAUGACCUACCGCCUCCACUUCCACACUGGAGCCAGCUACCUCUCCUGUGCCUGCCACUCAAUAAACAGUGUCUGUGCCCUGGUGUCUUCACCUGUCUCACUCAUCUGCUUUAUGUUCCUCUCACCUCUGCCUCAGACUGAUCAGACAUUGACCCUGGCCUUUGAAGUAAGCUGCUGGGCUGGGCAGGGGCCACUUGCCUUCAUUAGGGCUGGAGGGCAGGCAGCGAAGCUGCACAAGCCUUUGUUCUCACACCUCUCUUGACCAUCAUGGCCUUGCUCUUUUGUUUUUGAAGACAGUCACACUAUGUAUUCCAGGCUGACCUUGAACUUAAGAUGAUCUUCCUGUCUCAGCCUCCCAAAUGUUGGGAUUACAGGCUUGUGCCACCAUGCCCAACUAAUAGACUUGCUCUUAUGCCACAUCUGUUCCCAAUAAACAAUUUCUAGUCUCUCCCCAAGAUCUCGCUCUCUCUUUUUCUUUUAUA
Fukomys damarensis (Damara mole-rat) is the source of this 1801-nucleotide messenger RNA. It is a transcript of the gene Gpr137, whose product is annotated as G protein-coupled receptor 137. The record is from RefSeq and is a predicted model, not a curated record. The transcript is spliced from 7 exons. Bases 18 to 1226 code for a protein of 402 amino acids. NCBI's taxonomy places the organism in Eukaryota, Metazoa, Chordata, Mammalia, Rodentia, Bathyergidae. Gene Ontology annotation, cellular component: lysosomal membrane. Gene Ontology annotation, biological process: negative regulation of osteoclast differentiation; negative regulation of bone resorption; regulation of autophagy.